Molecule: messenger RNA, 1008 nt
Organism: Adineta steineri
Lineage: Eukaryota; Metazoa; Rotifera; Eurotatoria; Adinetida; Adinetidae
Source: the annotation of a GenBank genome assembly
AUGAGUACUACUACCAAUGAGCAGAUAUCAAAUGAAGAAUAUUCAUCUUCACGCGAUGAACAACAAUCACAACGGUAUCCAUCAGUAAAUUCUUCAUCGCGUCAUUCAACACCAAAUUCAUCUGGCGGAGAAAAACAAUUUCAUUUUGGAAGCAAUUAUAAUACUGAACGAGGAUCGGGACAAAAUUCUCGAACAAGUUCAGUUGCUGAAUCAAUGACAACUAAUACAGAAGGUUUUUCCAACUAUACAGAAAUUAUUCAACAUUUACAAACAGUUUGGAAUAAUCAUAACAAUGCAAAUGAAGGUGCUCGUCGUACAAAUAAUAAUACAGGAACAGCAUCAAAUAAUGAUGCUAACAAUAAUGAAACAGUUCCACCACAUUAUUCAAAAGAUCAUAUGCAGACAACAUCGUCGUCACAACAACAGCAACAACAACAUUAUGCUCAUCAUCAAUCUGGUCAACAACAUAAUAAUCAAUAUUCAGGACCACAAUAUCGUACAAAUUAUAAUAAUUCUCGUCGAUCUGGUGGUAAUGGAAAUUAUUCACGCGGUUAUGGUGGUGGAAAUAAUGACGGCUAUUGGAAUCAAAAACCAAAUAGAUUUGCAUCACAUCGUACAAUGAACAGUCUUAUGACAAAUUCAACUAAUUAUCAACAAAAUCAACAACAACCGCAGCAGCAGCAACAAUCCCAACCAUCACCACCUACACAACGACGACAAAAUGAUAUGCAACAACAACAACAACAACAACAAGCACCACCACCACAACAACAGCAGCAAUAUCAUCAUAAUGAACAGCAAUCUUCACAACCGUAUUAUAAAAAAAAUCGUCCUGAUCAUGAUCGUCGUCCAAAUGGUUAUAAUUCUCAACAGCAACAAUCAUCUGAUUAUUCAUUAAAUAGUCAUCAUCAAACAAGUAACAGUGUUCAAAAUCUCACAUCAUCAGAACAAUCGAAUAUAACUACUACACAAUCAUUUCCAAGCAAUUUAAAUUCAUAUAACAGAUAG